Molecule: messenger RNA, 2886 nt
Organism: Pygocentrus nattereri (red-bellied piranha)
Lineage: Eukaryota; Metazoa; Chordata; Actinopteri; Characiformes; Serrasalmidae
Gene: mep1ba
Product: meprin A subunit beta-like
Exons: 14
Coding region: 84-2147 (687 amino acids)
Biological process (GO): proteolysis
Cellular component (GO): membrane
Molecular function (GO): metalloendopeptidase activity; zinc ion binding; protein binding
Source: RefSeq, a predicted model, not a curated record
CACAAACGCACAAGUGUGUAAAGUGCAGAAUAGACCCAAAAGCAGCAUACACACUCACAUGCUGAAGAAGAGCGGCUGCAACUAUGGCCUCUUAUGGGACAUUUCUGCUUCUCUUCUUGUUUUCUGCUGAAAACUUGUGUCUGGCAACUUCUUCACUCACAGGAUUUACAGAGGUAGACGUGGAUCAUGGGAAAGACUGGGAUAUAUUUGACAUAAACGAAGAAGCAGGGCUUGAUCUGGUAGAUGGUGACAUUAUCAUUGAUGAGCAGGAGGGAAGAAACUCUAUUCUGGGUGAAAAGUAUCGCUGGCCAACCACUGUACCAUACUACCUGGAGGACAGCUUGGAGAUCAAUGCUAAAGGAGUGAUACUGAAGGCAUUUGAGCAGUACAGACUCAAGACUUGCAUUGACUUCAAACCUUGGACCGGCGAGCCAAACUACAUUUCUGUGUACAAAGGUUCUGGGUGUUCCUCCCCUGUGGGGAAUCGGCAAGUAGGGAAUCAGAGACUCUCAAUUGGCCAAAACUGUGAUCGCCUGGCAACCGUGGAGCAUGAGUUUCUGCAUGCUCUGGGUUUCUGGCAUGAGCAGUCUCGAGCUGACCGAGACGACUAUAUCAACAUCGUUUGGGACCAGAUUAAAGAAGGCAAAGAGCACAACUUUAACAGCUAUGAUGAUACGGUCUCCAGUGCUCUAGGCGUUCCCUACGACUACGGUUCUGUAAUGCACUACAGUAAGACCUCCUUCAACAAGGGCUCUGAGCCAACCAUCAUCACUAAGAUACCAGAAUUCAUGGACGUGAUUGGCCAGCGCAUGGAGUUCAGUUCCAGUGACAUACUCAAACUGAACAAGCUUUACAACUGCACCACAUUCUCCACCUUCUUGGAUUCCUGUAGUUUUGAGGAGCCCAAUAUCUGUGGUAUGGUCCAGGGAGAGGAUGGAACGGGGAAUUGGGGGCGUGUGAGGAGUGUGGAGGGAGGUCCAAACACUGAUUAUACCAACAUGGGCCGGUGCAAUGGUGCAGGAUAUUUUAUGCAUUUUAGCACCACCACAGGGAGCCAUGGAGACAAUGCUUAUAUGGAAAGUAGGCUCUUUUAUCCUAAACGAAGAUCCCAGUGCUUGCAGUUCUACCUGUAUAACAGUGGGGGUGCUGAUGACCAGUUGAACGUAUGGGUGCGCGAGUAUAACAGAGCAAAUCCCAAAGGAGUGCUGAGGCUCAUUCAGACAAUCAGUGGCGGCCUCAGGAACUCCUGGGAGCUUUACCAUGUGACGCUGGACGUGUCUCAGAAGUUCAGAGUCGUGUUUGAAGGGGUGAAAGGCACUGACACGUCAAAAGGAGGUCUGUCUCUGGAUGACAUCAACCUCUCAGAGACACAAUGCCCCCACCAUACCUGGCGCAUUCAGGACUUCAACAACCUCCUCGCCACAACACCUGUUGGUUCCAAGAUCUACAGCCCUACUUUCUUGUCCCAUGAAGGCUACUCUUUCCAGAUCUCCUUGUAUGUUAAUGGGAAGACAAGUAGUUCUACCAACAUGGCAAUCUACUUCCACCUGACCUCAGGACCUAAUGACAGCCAGCUGACAUGGCCCUGUCCAUGGCGACAGGCUACCAUGGCACUGAUGGACCAGAACCCAAAUAUUCAACAUCGCAUGGACAACCAAAGAAUGAUCACUACUGACCCCAGCAAAACCUCCACCGACUCUCUGGGUAAUGUAGAAUACUUCUGGGAUGAUCCACGGAAGGUUGGCAGUCGGGUACAGAAUCCGGAUGGUACGACAUACUACCGAGGGCCUGGUUAUGGCUCCAGUUCAUUCAUUACACACAGCCGUCUGAAGAGCCAUAACUUCAUCAAAGGAGAUGAUGUCAUCUUUCUCCUCAGUCUAGAAGAUGUGACUAACCUUCUGAAGACUCAGCGUGUGCCUCAGUCUGCUUCCUGUGGUGAGAACUGCCUAAGCAGAAUCUCAGUAUCUGAUGACUCCACAGCAACUUUCUCUGCAAAUGCCACCGCGACAGUGGUGGUGUAUGCUUUUGUGGGAAGUGUUGUGCUGUUGAUUGUGGUUGCAAGUGUGCUGUACAAGGUGAAGAGGCGCCAAGAGAGAGGAGAGAUGGACAGAGAGGCAGGAAUAGAGCCAGAGAGAAUCGAUGGCUAACUUGCCAAUCAGCUCACGCUACAGUGGAGGACCAUGAUCAACAUGUACUUUAACCAAAUAUUUUUUUUGGCAUGAAUCUUAAAUGAAACCAAAUGCACUUACAUUUACUUUUUCAAAUGAAACAUAUUAAAAAAACCUGUAGGUUCACUUCCUGCUCUUCAAACUCCUCAGACUGACCUUUGUUAAUUUGGGAGAGGAUCCAGGAUCGCCACAGACUGAGACCUGGUCACCUUAAAAAGGCUUUCAACAGUGCAGACCUGAGAGCCUUCAUUCUAUAAGAGUGCAGCAAUGAGGCAAAGCCAAAGUAUUAAUAUCUUACAGUAAACAACUCCUAAGAAAUAGUAAGACAGCGAGAGGUAUGAUGGUAAGAAUGCUCUGAGAAAUGGGAAGUGGAGUUGAGGACACAGAAGAGAAUUAGAAGACUAUACCUGUCCUGACUGAUGUCAGUCUUUUUCUUUUGACUGAUCCUCUGAGAUGCUGGUCUUGACUUCUAACUGGCUUGAAAUGAGUUGAUCAGAGAUUAGAGCACACUGUGAAUCUUCCUAAGGGGUUACUGGCUUGAACAUACAGUUCUAGGAAAAAUCUUUAAGUGGUGUUAAAUCUCUACAUCAAUGGCAGUGGUGGACAGUAACAAAGUAAAUGGAAUUCAUUACUGUACUUAAGUAGUUUUUCCAUUUUGGGCAACUUUUUACUUUCACGCCACUACAUUUCAAAGUCAAAUAUCUGACUUUUUACUCCA